This is a messenger RNA of Cordyceps fumosorosea ARSEF 2679, 1398 nucleotides long. Its product is annotated as Nucleus export protein Brr6. Gene Ontology annotation, cellular component: nuclear membrane; nuclear envelope. Gene Ontology annotation, biological process: lipid homeostasis; nuclear envelope organization. The coding region runs from base 1 to 1398 and encodes 465 amino acids. The transcript has 3 exons. The record is from RefSeq and is a predicted model, not a curated record. NCBI's taxonomy places the organism in Eukaryota, Fungi, Ascomycota, Sordariomycetes, Hypocreales, Cordycipitaceae.
AUGAAUCAUCGCAGCGGCGAGGGGCACAUGGAAUGGGAAUACAGUGGCAUUGCGCCCUGCGACCCUUCCAGUCCCUUUACGCAAGUCGCACAACGAAACACGGGCUUCAGUGGCUUCUCAUCCCCUUCUAAAGGAAAUGGGCGUCCAAAUCCAUUUGCAAGCGUCCCUUCCUCAGCCAAACCACAGCCGCCGUCGGUGACCCGUUUCGCACCUCAUAUUCCGCCUAAAAGUGCCGCACCUCCCUUCCGUAACCCAGCUUUCACGACGCCGCGAAGACCGCUCGAAGAAACAGUUCUCUCUGAAGCCUCCGGGGCAGAAGAUAGCCCAGCCCCCACAGAAGCGUCCGAUAUGCCGAACGACACUCCGGACGUGGACCACAUGGGCGACGUGUUUAUGGGAGGCGUCAUUACUCCAACCAAGGUCAGCAAAUCGGCACGUUACGGCCGAUAUCUGCGCGAAAAGAAACACACCUCGGGCAAGGGCGAGAUUAGGAACAGCCGAGACUCGUCACGCGCAGCCCUUCCGCGGAAGCGGAAGCGACACAACCUCGACCGCGACGUAAGCAGCGUUGUGCGCUAUCAGGAUAACGAUGAGUCGGAAGGCGAAACGGAUGCGUCUGUCUGGUCCGAAGGCAGAGCGCAAAAGGGCCAAGGCAGGCGGCAGCAGCGCGGAUUUUUAGGCUCCAUCUUUCACAUGCUCGACGAACAUCCUAAUGCACCUGAAAAUCUGCAUCGGUGGAUUCAGCUCUUCAUCAACAUGCUAGUGGCCACAACCGUGAUUGGUGUCGGGUGGUCCAUUGUGUCGACGAUUCGUUCUGACAUUCGGAACGCGAACGAGGGCGCUCGCCUAGAAAUCCUGAGCUCAAUUGCAGAGUGCACAAAACACUGGAAGGACAAUGGUUGCGAGACCAAUGAUAGGCCCUUCUUUCAGUCUCAGUGCGACAAGUGGUACGACUGCAUGGUACAGAACCCAGAGUCGAUUAUGCGAGUCAAGGUUACGGCGAAGCAAAUCGCCGAGAUUAUCAACGAAUUCUCAGAAGCGAUGAAUUUCAAGGCAUGGGGGUUCUUCUUCGCCGUCAUCAUCCUGUGCGUGUUCGGAAACAAUCUGGUUCUCGGUCGCGGUUCCAAUGGCGGCCACGCAGCGCCGUAUAACCGGGAGCCAGUGAAGAGUGCUAACGGCAUGGGCGACGACUCUGGUGUCAUGUGGAUGCCCGUUCAGACGCCACGGAUGAAGCGACACGCUUUACUGGAAGAUGGAUCUGAUACCGACAGCUCCCUCCCACGAGCGACACCGUUGAUGCUGCCACAUUACACACCAAGCGGGCGCAGGAGCCCGAGCAAGGGCGAGCGGGCUAGGAGCCCAGUCAAGUACUCGCGAAGCCCAAUCAAAGCUCUCUAG